Messenger RNA from Doryrhamphus excisus (bluestripe pipefish), 2443 nucleotides. RefSeq names its product zinc finger, C3HC-type containing 1 (gene zc3hc1). The record is from RefSeq and is a predicted model, not a curated record. Lineage: Eukaryota; Metazoa; Chordata; Actinopteri; Syngnathiformes; Syngnathidae. Gene Ontology annotation, molecular function: zinc ion binding. Gene Ontology annotation, cellular component: nucleus.
CAACCACCAUCAAAAGCGAAGAAGAGUCUAAACAUGGCGGCAAUCGGCAGUAGCCGUGUGGAUCGCCUUAGCAACUCCAAUCAAAACAAAACUUCUUUAACAUCUCCGGAGAAAAUCCGAGAACUUCUCAAUGAGGGUGUCUCAUCAGCGGGUACCGCUACCAACGGUGAUCAAGGAGAUUCAAAAGUCUCUGAUGUGAAGAGCAACACUCAAGCACCUUGUGAGGCAACGAACAAAGAAGCCUUCUUCAGCAGAGUGCAGUCCUACUCAUGUUUGAAAUGGGCCGGUAAACCCCGUGCGCUUUCCCCUCUGAUGUGUGCCCGCUAUGGCUGGAUCAACAUCUCCCACGACAUGCUCAAGUGCUCCAGCUGCCAGGCAUUCCUCUGUGCAUCGCUCCAACUGACAUUAGACUUUGAAAAAUAUGAAUCUCGCAUUGCGGAGCUAUCCAGACAGCUUCAGACCAAACAUGAGAAGUUUUGUCCCUGGCCAGACUUUCCAUGUCCAGAGCGGUUGUGGAUGGUGACAGCCGGAGAGCCAUCAGAACUUUUGGCUGCUCUCAUAGAGCGUUAUCAGAGCGCAUUGAUGCUGGGGCAGCAGCUACCAUCCAUGAAGCCUGAGCUGCUCAAAUCGAUGUUUUUGACCGAGGAUGUCGUUAGUGCGAUAUUGCUGCUGAUGGAGGAUGAACAAAAAAGAAAGGGAACCACAUGCACAGAAGCGUUUGCAGUCCAAGUGGCAGCAUGCAUUGUGUCUCUCUGUGGCUGGGCUGCAAGCACGAGCACGCACACCACAAAGCUUCCCAUUCUCACCUGCUCGUACUGUAUGCGAAAAGUCGGCCUGUGGAAUUUCCACCAGAUGGAGGAUGUUGGAGGCGACGCUGAUACGUCAGGAAACACUGCAAGCUCUGCCACCCCUCUUCACUCCGCUGGCCUGGCUCCCAUGCAGGAGGGUCAAGGGGACCAGUCGACUCCGCCCUCACCCACGCCACCUUCCACUCCGUGCCGCAUGAAGCUGAGGAGCCAGGACUCAUGUCGCACUGACCAGGGUGAGGGCGUUCCUGUAGCUUUGAGAGCCCGAAGUAGAGACUCGCCCAGUCCUGUUGAGGAGCCCCCAAGUCCCUUAACGAGGGGCAAGAGGCCCGCAACACGUAGCCGGGGGCAAGGGGAGUGCGCCGGUUCCGACGCUGCCUCCUGCCUUCCCCUGGCAUCUAAACGCCUGUGCCUCUCCUCGGCUGAUGACCUCGUGCACAAGAACGCAUUUGACCCGCUAGCUCAGCACAGGGACUGGUGCCCCUGGCUGGCGGUCGGAAAGGAGAACGUGGAUCCUCAGGCCAAACCCCUUUUCAGCGGGGGGCCAGCACCCCAUCAGCAAGGCUGGAAGGCUGUCCUUGACCUCCUCGUGCCCGCAAAGAACACAGCGACUAGCGAGUCAACACAAAAUCCACCUGAUCAAUCUAAAAGGGUGUUUGCUAUAUUCCAGCAGUGGCAGGUAUCUGCUCCAUCUAAGUAGAACGUUUCCGCGCCGCUGCAAUGACCAGCUGAGCAAGCGUAUCAAGUAUGCCAUCGCUCUGCAGAGGACAACAAAACGAGCACAUAAAUGUUCGGAGGCAAGCGCUUUCACAACUAUGUCAGUAAUCCUCCAUGUCGAGAAAUCCCUGAUAAUGAGAAAGAGCCUAAAAGGCUCGAUACUGGAUGGGCGAUGUUUACCUUUUAAUAUAAUGUGGAAUCGUGAUGGCAGUGGUAGAAUAUCACCUGGAAGUGUGUGUGUGUGUGUGUGCGUGUGUGUGAGUGGUGAACUGAUUUUUGCAGGAAAAGAACCGUGUGCCAUCAUCAUUGAAACAUGUUAGCUUGAGACUGCCUUGGCUUUUUUUUUCCCCUUCCUGUGACAUCCCAUUGCUUACAUUGUCCUCACCAACCUGCAUGUGUUGUUUAAUAAAACAUUCUUAUGAAAUAUUUCCAUUUUUUGUUUAAUUGUGAUUUUUUUUGCUGUUAAUAAAUGUCAUAAAAAUAUGACUACAGUAUACAAGAUGUUCCACUAGUGAAUUGUAAACACAUUAAUUUGAGUAUUAAAUGUAAUAAGAAACAGGACCAGGAGACCCAAAAUUGUCACAAUAUUAAAAACGGAAGCUUGCUGUUUGUAUGAUCGAAGGUUCAAAACCGCUUUCAUGUCAUGUAUUGUCAGACGUCCACCCUGUCAUGACCCCCUUAAAAGGGAAAAAUCCAGUCAAAGGUUGCACACAUUAAUACAGGGACUUCACUUUUUUUUUAAAAUUUUGUUUCUUCUUACAUCUUUUCGGAUACGUUGAAUGGUGUAAAUAAAAAUAUGUGAUGUUCCGGAACGUAACUUGUUAAGCAUGCCCAAAACCAGUAAACCAUCUCAUGCCAUUUGUGACUUAUGCUCCUGUUAAGUAUUUUAACAUAUAUUUUUUUAUUGUAAACAAACAACA